CAAAAUUGGUAAAAUAUGGCGGAUGAAUACAAUGAAUGGCUAUAUUGUUGUACGGGAAUAUUUUUGAAGUGUUCUAGGCUAGAACACUAUUUUACCUUUGAUAGCUGGUGUAAUCCCUGCAAAGUGCUUACUCCAAGGCUGGAUGCAAUUAUUGCUGAACAGGAUGGGAAAGUAGAUCUUGCCAAGGUAGAUAUUGAUGUCAUGGGAGAGCUGGCAUUUAAUUUUGGGGUUAAUGCAGUGCCUACAGUGAUAGGCAUGAAAGGCGGCAAAGUUAUCAAUAAGUUUGAAGGAGUUGUUGAGCCACCACAAAUAAGACACUUCAUAGAACAGCUUACCAAAGCUUAAUAAAAAAAAAAACAUGUACAGCAUUUUGAUAUAAUUGUUUAUAAGAGUUUUUUCAUGUUUCUAUAAGGAGAGGUCACAGAAACUGUUCAGAGCCCAAGGGGGGACUCCAAUAAAAUAGAUGGGGGUGAUCGUCGGCAAAAUCAGUUUUAACCCUAAGGGAUGCGUUUUGGGUGUGUUCAACAUAAAUUCUUACCCAUAAGAGAUUGCAAAUUGGGUGUGGUUGAAGGAAGUUUUAACCCUAAGAGAUAGCAGAAUCGGAAAAACCGUUUAACAGCCCUCAGGAAUAGCAGUUGAUUAAAUUUUAUACCCUAAGAGAUAGCAGAAUUAAAAAAAAAUCCUUCAACAUCCCCUAAAGGACAGGAGUAGGUUGAAAUUUCUUUACCCUAAAAGAUAGGAUGAUCACCCCAGUCUACUUUUCUGGCCUCCCCCAGGGUUCAAAAGGUCGUGGAUAAAGUGCAAGGGAAAAUAUCUGUAUGUUAAUUAAUUCAGAUGAUUCUUGUGACAGGCUUAUUAUUUCAUUUUUGUAAAAAUAAUAAAACACAGGGGCAUCUCAA
Molecule: messenger RNA, 899 nt
Organism: Nematostella vectensis (starlet sea anemone)
Lineage: Eukaryota; Metazoa; Cnidaria; Anthozoa; Actiniaria; Edwardsiidae
Product: thioredoxin, mitochondrial-like
Exons: 2
Coding region: 16-345 (109 amino acids)
Cellular component (GO): cytoplasm
Molecular function (GO): oxidoreductase activity
Source: RefSeq, a predicted model, not a curated record